CCUUUAAAUACUAGACAUACCACAAUCCCUUUAAAUACUAGACGUGUCACAAUCCCUUUAAAUACUAGAUGUGUCACAAUCCCUUUAAAUACUAGACAUACCACAAUCCCUUUAAAUACUAGAUGUGUCACAAUCCCUUUAAAUACUAGAUUUGUCACAAUCCCUUUAAAUACUAGACAUACCACAAUCCCUUUAAAUACUAGACGUGUCACAAUCCCUUUAAAUACUAGAUGUGUCACAAUCCCUUUAAAUACUAGAUGUGUCACAAUCCCUUUAAAUACUAGACAUACCACAAUCCCUUUAAAUACUAGAUGUGUCACAAUCCCUUUAAAUACUAGAUUUGUCACAAUCCCUUUAAAUACUAGACAUACCACAAUCCCUUUAAAUACUAGAUGUGUCACAAUCCCUUUAAAUACUAGACGUGUCACAAUCCCUUUAAAUACUAGACCUGCCACAAUCUCUUUAAAUACUAGAUGUGUCACAAUCCCUUUAAAUACUAGAUGUGUCACAAUCCCUUUAAAUACUAGACCUGCCACAAUCUCUUUAAAUACUAGAUGUGUCACAAUCCCUUUAAAUACUAGACGUGUCACAAUCCCUUUAAAUACUAGAUGUGUCACAAUCCCUUUAAAUAUUAGAUGUGUCACAAUCCCUUUAAAUACUAGACCUGCCACAAUCCCUUUAAAAUAUAACAUAGAGAAGUGUAUUUGA
Molecule: messenger RNA, 708 nt
Organism: Lottia gigantea (owl limpet)
Lineage: Eukaryota; Metazoa; Mollusca; Gastropoda; Lottiidae
Exons: 1
Source: RefSeq, a predicted model, not a curated record